Molecule: messenger RNA, 2536 nt
Organism: Tarenaya hassleriana
Lineage: Eukaryota; Viridiplantae; Streptophyta; Magnoliopsida; Brassicales; Cleomaceae
Product: formin-like protein 16
Exons: 4
Coding region: 1669-2340 (223 amino acids)
Cellular component (GO): chloroplast thylakoid membrane
Source: RefSeq, a predicted model, not a curated record
CUCGCUCUCUCUCUCUCUCUGCUUCGCCGCCGGCGUAAGCUCCGGUGUCUUAGAUCCGUCAGGUGAAUCGCUAGCGUCCUCCCUCUUUCGCCGUUCCAUACAUGUGUAUAUAUGUAUAUGCCGUGUACACUUUUUUUUUUGGAUAAAAUGCCGUAUACAUUUCAUCCCUUGGAUCUGGAGCGACGGGGAAACUUCAAUUGUUUCAGUAGGAGGCUGGAGAUUUUUUUUCAUCGCUGUCUUAGCAAACAGAUAGACGGACAUAAAGCAUUUAGUUGUUGCUCCAAAUAGGGCAUUUCGCCGGACUUUGUUUGUUUUUCCCUGUUCCACGUGCUUGAUGAUGCCCUGAACGCUUAUUGAUCUUCCUGGGUUACUUCUUAUUGGACUUUGUGAAGAUUUCGGCCGAGUUUAAUCUGAUUUCUGUGGGUGGUUUGCACCGUGACUUCGAUGCUCAUGAUUUUUACAAAACGGCGGCGAUUUGGAUUUUUCUUCAAGUAUUUGACUCUAUUGUGAUUCUAUAUGCAUUGUUUCCGUUUUGGCUAAAUGGCUCAUUUUUAUUUUGCUUUUGUGGCCUCAUUUUUUGGGAAGAUUUUGUUAGAAAUGUCUUUUGGUGACGGGUUAGAGAAUAAUGUUUGCGAAUGUCUGGUGAAUUUUUGUUGUUACAUAGAUUUCUUGCGUGUACACAAGUUCCCAUUUAACUAGUGCCUUUGAAAUGACAUGAUCUGUCUCUGGAAGGCGGUAGGGUGAACUUUGAACAUCCCUUGCUUCAUCUCCGGUGUGGGAAGGGUACACAAACUUUUGUUGGAUGUGCAGAUGACCAUUACAGAUGUUAUUUGCAGCAGAUGGAGGAGGGUUCUUCUCUUCAUCGGCGUCUGGUUAUAGCAAGGGCCUCGCCCUCCUCCUCCUGGGGCACAAGAAUGAAGGCAAACCUGUGAGAGUGACAUUGUGGAACCGAUACCAUUUGGUGGAUCAGGAACCAUAUACCAGCCUCCAUCUGGCUUCGUUUAGGAACCGACUCUCCCGUGCCUGCACCUCAUUUAUUUGUUUUGGUCGCACUUCUGCAGGACCCGAAAGUCCCUCCCCUCUUAAAGUUGGCCCACCUCAGCCACAAGCCGUACCUUCUGGUUCUCCCAUACAUCACCAAGGGAGGAGGGACCAUGCACCUUGUAUUGAUGGUAAGAUUGAAGAAACCAAAAGGAUUGCGCUUAAGAGCAGCCUGAAGAAAAGAUCAUUUAGCGGUGCGGUUCCUGCCGAUGGCGCGAAUAGACAAGACCCGCUUGGUCACAUAGAAAGGAGGAAAGUGCAGUGGCCUGACACCUGUGGAAUUGAUCUUGCCGAGGUCAGAGAAUUUGAGCCUAGCGAAAUGGGCGGAUCAGAGGACGGGUUCCAACAUGGAACCGAGAAAAGCUGUACGUGCACAAUCAUGUAAGUAACCAUCUUCUCGGUUCACAGGCUCGGACUCUACUGGCUGGAUCAGAACUCCGGCGACAUGAUCAGACCGGUCACGGGAAAGAAGGCCUGAAAUCGCAGUUAAGAACAAUACCAAUGACAGAAAUUGAGUGGGAGGUGAGAUUCACGCGCUAUGGAUGAGCGUGAGGGUGAAAGCCAGAAAUGCAGCAAGCGGCUUCAAGUGCAUUUUUUUCUUGAGUUGAAGCCGAAACCAACGAGCGAAUGCUGAGACUUGGCCGUAUCUCAUCCACACAGCCAUUUUCAGACACACCACACAACGCAAACAUCAUCGAGGACAAAGACAUAACAUUCAGAAACCCCAGGAAGAAGAAGAAGAAUCAGAUUACGAAAAAAAUGUCAGCGGCUUCUCCGAUCCACUGCGUCAGAAUCCUCAACCCUUCUUCGACAGCAGUCUCCCCUUCAAAAUCAUCUGGUUCGUCUCGUUUCAGAUUCUCUCCUACCAAGCCAUGCGUUUUCACCGUCAGCUGCUCUCAGGCCGAAGGUCCCUUGAGGAGACCGGUGGCUCCUCCUCCUCUCCGGGAGCCAUCGCCGCCGUCGAAGCCCAUCCCUCCUCCGCCGUCUCCCUCUCCUUCCACUGUGUCUCCGCCUCCGCCUCCGCCGGCGGCGACUUUUGAGGUGGGCAAGGGUGUUAUUACGUUCGAGUUCCAGAGGCAGAAGGCCAAGGAGCUGCAAGAUUACUUUAAGCAGAAGAAGCUUGAAGCCGCUAAUCAAGGCCCCUUCUUUGGAUUCCUUCCCAAGAACGAGGUUUCCAAUGGAAGAUGGGCAAUGUUUGGUUUCGCGGUUGGAAUGCUCACAGAGUAUGCGACAGGGUCAGACCUCGUUGAUCAAGUUAAGAUCCUCCUCUCCAAUUUCGGUAUCAUAGACUUGGAAUGAUUUUUUCUCUUCAAGUAUAGAGCCCUGUUUUUUUUUUUUGUGUGUAAGCAUCUAUCUGUUCAUAAGCAGACACAUGUAUUGUAUUUUGUAUUGUCAAUCUCUCAUUUGUUGUUGUUGUUUAUUGUUGCUCUAAUUAUGUAUCUUCAGGAUCUGCAACUGCAAUCCAAAUAGUACAUAUACAUUUGCCCGUUUUAUA